Messenger RNA from Caenorhabditis angaria, 267 nucleotides. The record is from the annotation of a GenBank genome assembly. Lineage: Eukaryota; Metazoa; Nematoda; Chromadorea; Rhabditida; Rhabditidae.
AUGAAGUUCAUUUUCACCUAUAUAUUCUUGAUCAGCUUCAUCACCAUCACCAUGGCCCAAAUCGAUUUCUCAACGUGCGCCAGAAUGGAUAUUCCGGUUUUGCAAAAAGCGGCGCAGGGAUUGUGCAUCGCGAGUUGCAGUUUUCAAAAUUGCGGGACUGGAGUUUGCGAAAAACGUGGCGGAAGACCGACUUGUGUUUGUUAUAGAUGUGCGAAUGGUGGUGGAAAUAUUCCGUUGGAUUUGCUCAUCAAGAAGAAGGGGAAAUAA